GCACGGCGGCGGGGCACUGGAGAUGUUUAGCAGAUCGGCGUUGCCGCGCCGGACGCGUGGACCCGACGGGCGACGUGGCGAGGACGCGAGCCGCGUCCUUGCGUACGUGUAACAGCGUUGUGCGAUUGAACGGAGCUGGCGUGGCUGGCGCCGUGCGUCAAGCAGACCGGGUCGGGUCGGCUGACGGUCCAUGAUCAUGUGGAAGGCCUCCAGCCUCCCGCGCGAGGAGGUGGACCAGCGGCCGGCCAGCCGCGGUCGCCGGCCGCUGCUCUCCACCUCGCUGCUGAGCCUGCACCGCCGGCCGAACCGCAGCGCUCGACUGGCCACCAGUCUGGCCAGCCUGGCUCGCAACGUGGUGGACCUGCGCUCGGAUGAGCUCGAUCCUGCGCCCCGCAGGGAGGCCAAUGCCGUCGCCGCCGCCACCACCUGGCACCAGAAGGUGUACCGCUCGCUGAAGCCGAGGAAGGCGGCGAAGGGCAGCGAGACGCUGGCCUGCUUCCUCUGCACCAGGAGCACGUAUAACACCGGCUUCGUGGUCGUGCACGGGGUCCGUCUGCACAUCAACUGUCUGCGCUGCGCCAGGUGCCAGAUUCUGCUCGAGGUCGGGGACUGCCAGAUCAGGUCAGUCCAGUGGGCUCACCAGAGCCCAGGGGUGCAGCUGGGUCGGAGCGGGGCAAAGCCAGAGGUGUCAUAA
Pollicipes pollicipes is the source of this 694-nucleotide messenger RNA. RefSeq lists its product as uncharacterized. Lineage: Eukaryota; Metazoa; Arthropoda; Thecostraca; Pollicipedomorpha; Pollicipedidae. The record is from RefSeq and is a predicted model, not a curated record. The transcript is spliced from 2 exons. Bases 191 to 694 code for a protein of 167 amino acids.